UAUAUAGCUAAGUUAAGGAUAAAUAAGAACACACCAGCCAGCACCAGUUGUCUUACAGUUGUCACUAAAAAUUGACGCAGAAAUGAUGCUCUUCGUUGCUGUUGUUUGCGCUAUUGCUGUUUUAACAGACGCCCAAUCAUGUGGACGUCCUUUUUUUUACUCCGGUCGUGUGAUUGGUGGAACGACUGCAAGAAAGGGUAGUUGGCCAUGGCAAAUUUUAUUACUUACAAAUGGCAGACCAGGUUGUGGGGGAUCCAUUAUUCAUCCAAACUGGGUGUUAACAGCAUCCCAUUGUAUCCAAGAUCCACGAUCAGGCAGGAAUAUAUCGCCUUACUCUCUCACAGUGCGAGUUGGAGAACAUGACACCCGUCGAAGGGAGGGGACCGAGCAAGAUAUCAGGGUCAGCCAAGUUUUUGCACACCCGAGAUUUCAAUUUCGCACCAUGAUGAGUGAUGUAGCCUUGCUUAAAUUGUCAAGGCCAAUAUCAUUUAACCAAUAUGUUCAACCCGUCUGUAUGCCAACUGGACCAGCUAGAGUUGGUGAUUCAUGUUACAUAACAGGUUGGGGACGAAUCAAUCGUUAUACACAAAAUAUGCAUACCGUAUUACAACAGGCAAAAAUGCCAGUUGUGGACACACAGAAGUGCGCUUAUCAUAUGAGGAGAGUCGCUCAGUUCCCAAUCGGAGCACAUAACGUUUGUUCUGGAUAUGGAAACACUCGAAUCAGUGGUUGUCAAGGUGAUAGUGGUGGUCCUUUUGUUUGUCAAUCAGGCGGUAAAUGGUAUUUGCAUGGUGCUGUUAGUUGGGGCUCAAAGGAUUGCAGCAGUCGAAGAAACGAGUACACAGUAUACGCCAAUGUUUACAAUUUAAAGAGUUGGAUCGAAAGUACAAUGCGAUAUUAAUUCUCAUUCUAAACAAAGAAAAAUUCCUUACA
Hydractinia symbiolongicarpus is the source of this 933-nucleotide messenger RNA. RefSeq names its product CUB and peptidase domain-containing protein 2-like. Lineage: Eukaryota; Metazoa; Cnidaria; Hydrozoa; Anthoathecata; Hydractiniidae. Bases 83 to 901 code for a protein of 272 amino acids. The record is from RefSeq and is a predicted model, not a curated record. The transcript has 5 exons. Gene Ontology annotation, molecular function: serine-type endopeptidase activity. Gene Ontology annotation, biological process: proteolysis.